AUGCGCUCCCAAGGCGUGAGAAAAACGCGCUCUAGACGCCCAACGCGAGGGCGGCAGAACACGAGACUCGAACAGGCCGUUGCUAGUAAUCGGAUUGGAAAUCAGGAACCGGGGCAGCCGGCCACUCCGCCUCCGUCCGCCUUACAACCACGCAAAUCAUGGGCAGAUACCCUUGCUGCUCUUGAGAUAGAGUCGCUUGCCUACCAAACACAGAGGUACAGAGAAUGGAGACGAACUGGAUCACAUCAUGAAGACUACUGCCGCGUUUGCUUCAAGCCGGAUAGCCUAGAACCUUGCUUGACAUGCCGGCUGGCUUUCCAUAAUGAGUGCAUGCCCGCCGGUUGGCUGCGGACUUCACAAGAUCAACUCUUUUGCGUCAUAUGCGUUCGACGGGGCUGGCAUACAGAUCCUCCUGCGCUGACGCCGCCCGUUUCACCAAGAAUAGCAGAAGCUUCUGACGGUCUUGCUGCAGCUACUUCGGCGACAGCGCUCAAUGCGAGUGCUCGGCCAAGCCCGCACCUUGAUACUAUACUACCGGACAGGCAAUCAGAGAAUUCUUCAAUACACGGACAAAGAUCUUCUGACCAACAGGCCCUACAAGCUCUUGCUCCAAGCCCAGGAAUCCCGCUUGAACAUAACAGUACGAACGAAAACGAUACCACUCCUUUGGAAUCCUCUCAAACGUCGGCCCGACGUCCUCGCAAGUCUCGAUAUAUGAGUCUCCCCAGCGACGUCGACGCAUCACUGAACGUCCUGUAUCGAGAACUAGAGUCCAACUCAACGCUGAGAUUGGAGAUCGAAGAGCUCCGUCGGGAGAAUGCUCGACACCUCCAAACCAUCAAGAUUCGCGACCUCAGUCUGAUGGCCCUGCGCCGGGAUUUGGAAAGUUCCCGUUGCUUGGAUCAAGAGUACGAAAAGCUACGAGAAAAUGCGGUCCAGCUCGAGAAUGCAAAAAAGGAGCUUGAAGAGCUUCGAGCAAGGAAUGGUGCUCUCGAGGCGGAGCUGCAGAUCGCAAGAGAAGCGGGUGCGGAAGCCAGAGCCCUUGUGGAUGAUUGGAAGGGGAAGCUAUCGCAGCUGCUCAACAAUUGA
Molecule: messenger RNA, 1089 nt
Organism: Aspergillus ibericus CBS 121593
Lineage: Eukaryota; Fungi; Ascomycota; Eurotiomycetes; Eurotiales; Aspergillaceae
Product: PHD finger protein
Exons: 2
Coding region: 1-1089 (362 amino acids)
Source: RefSeq, a predicted model, not a curated record